AUGAAUACAGCAUAUGAACUGCAUGCUAUGCUGCUCGAAGCCGUGAAGAAAUGCUCGGAGCGUGGACUUGUCAAUGGCGCGAAAUGGGCGGCUGAAGCUCUGAACGGAAUGGAGUCUCUAGAACUCGCACAUGCUCAAUUCGCAUCGACACCACAGAAGGGAAUGGACUUUGAUAUAUCUGCCGAGCCUCCAAGUACACCGGGGCGCAACUCCGACGCUGCCUACGAAGCUCAAGAAGUCGAUAAAUACCUCUUGGCAAAAGCAUACUUCGAUUGUCGGGAGUAUCUUCGUGCUGCACAUUACCUGAAAGGCUGCAAGAGCUACAAGUCCAUCUUCUUAAGACUAUACGCUACGUACCUCGCCGGAGAAAAGCAGAAGGAUGAGGAUGCAGAGACAAUCAUGGGUCCUGCGGACAAUGGCCUCAUUGCAAACAAGCAAAUUACGGCAAUCACGACUGAGCUCGAGGACCUAAUUUUGGGGAAGGAACGCAACGAUGCUUUCCUGCUAUAUUUGUACGGAGUCGUCCUUGGGCGUCAAAAGAAGGAGCAAGAUGCAGUACAAGCUCUCAUUAAGGCAGUGGAAACAUACCCCUAUCACUGGGGUGCCUGGCAAGAACUGGCAUCCAAUAUCAGCGGCGCUGACAUGUUGAGCGCCGUACUGCCCACAUUACCUGAUCAUAUCAUGACAAAGUUCUUCAUGAUGCACGUCAGUGCUGAGCUGUUACAACACGGAGAAGCUUUACAGGCACACUUGCCGGAAUUGCAGUCUAUGUUCCCCAGAGGUCAUUUCCUCCAAGUACAACGUGCGCUACUGGUAUACAAUGCAAGAGAAUAUGACGAAGCCGCUGGUAUAUUCGAGGUAAUCAUGACUGAAGAUCCGUAUCGCCUUGACCAAGCAGAUGUGUAUUCCAACAUCCUGUACGUUAUGGAAAACCGUGCCAAACUCGCCCAUCUGGCACAGGCAGCCACAAACACAGACCAAUUUCGGCCGGAAACGUGCUGUAUCAUCGGCAACUACUACAGUUUACGGAAUGAACACGAGAAGGCAGUGACAUACUUCCGGCGAGCACUGAAGCUAAAUCGGAAUUACUUGUCUGCAUGGACCUUGAUGGGUCAUGAAUUUGUGGAGAUGAAGAAUACGCACGCUGCCAUCGAAGCUUAUCGCAGAGCUGUGGACGUGAACAGGAAAGAUUACCGUGCUUGGUAUGGAUUGGGUCAAACAUAUGAAAUGCUGGAGAUGCACUACUAUGCUCUUUACUACUUCCAACGAGCAACAUCACUAAGACCGUACGAUCAGCGCAUGUGGCAAGCGCUUGCGGAGUGUUAUGAGCAGCUACAAAGACCAGCAGAAGCAAUUAAGGCCUAUAAGAGGGCGUUGGGUGGUAAUGCACUGGCUCCAACCAUGCUAUACAAACUUGGAAACCUGUACGAAAGGUUAGGGAACGUCAAAGCAACAGCGGCAUACUUUGUGGAGUUGGUGACUGUGGAAAGAAGGGAGGGAAUGGAAGCGGAUGAAGCAACGGCAGAAAGCGGGAGGGCACGAAUAUGGCUUGCAAGACAUGAAAUGUCAAGGGGGAAUUUGAGACAGGCAGAGGCAUAUGUUGCUGAUGCCAUUACAUUGAAUGUGCCAGAGAUUGAGGAUGCACGGGCUUUACAGAGAGAACUACGAAGUCGCAGAGAAAAUCAGUGA
Molecule: messenger RNA, 1689 nt
Organism: Saitoella complicata NRRL Y-17804
Lineage: Eukaryota; Fungi; Ascomycota; Saitoellomycetes; Saitoellales; Saitoellaceae
Product: anaphase-promoting complex subunit 8
Exons: 6
Coding region: 1-1689 (562 amino acids)
Biological process (GO): cell division
Cellular component (GO): anaphase-promoting complex
Molecular function (GO): protein binding
Source: RefSeq, a predicted model, not a curated record